AUGGACAUAGCUAUCUUCUCUCCAUCAUCCCUCUUCUUCGAAGAACAAGAUGACGUUCACACCAGCGUUGAGGAAAACGCAGAGAAUCAGGAAAGCUUUGUCGAGAGGAAGCAUCAAUUUCCUGGAAUGGAGUUGGUUAUCCGAGAGUUUUCCUUUCAUCAAUUGAAUGCUAAUUUGCUCUGGCCUGGAACUUUUGCAUUUGCAGAAUGGUUAGUUCAACACAAAUCAUGCAAAAUUGAUAUUACAACUUCAGAUUAUGAUGAUCAAGAGAUAUUGGAAAACAUAGCUCACAACUGUAGUGCAAAUGAUUUACCUGUCAUUCCUCAUAUUAAACAUACCUGGGGAGACAAGUUUCCAAAUUCUGACCCUGAUUGGGACCUGAUCAUUGCGAGUGACAUCUUAUUGUAUGUGAAGCAGUACCCGAAUUUGAUACAGACCAUUACAUUUCUUCUCAAAAGUUACAAACCGAGAGAGAGAAGAACUACAGUUUCGCAAACUGGGAGUGAUGACACCAAUGUUGCAGGAGAUGUAGUGUUGCCUUGGCCAGCUUUUCUGAUGAGCUGGAGACGUAGAAUUGGAAAGGAAGACGAAUCGAUUUUCUUCAACGGUUGUGAGAAAGCUGGUCUAGAAGUAAAUCAUAUUGGAUCCCGCGUAUAUUGCAUCAGUCUCAUUGAAAAUGAGGAAUCAAACAAAUGCUUGAAGAAAGAAGAUAGUGUUCAAGUUUCCUCAGGAAGAAAAUGA
This is a messenger RNA of Vicia faba (fava bean), 741 nucleotides long. The record is from the annotation of a GenBank genome assembly. Lineage: Eukaryota; Viridiplantae; Streptophyta; Magnoliopsida; Fabales; Fabaceae.